CGCUCCUGCUAGUAACCUCGGCCUCCUGUGAACAAGAACUGGGGCGCCAUGAACCAAGCAAAGCGAAGCAUGCUGCGACGACCACGGGCGUUCGACGAUGCCACGUACGUGAUAUCCGGAGACGAUUUUUCCGCGCAGCCAGGGCCGAGCUAUUAUAACCCAUUCUUCGAGGGGAGUCAAGGCUUUGACUUGACUGUGCCCUUUGAUGGACAGCACGUGCCGCAGCCUUACCACCAAGACGCGGACCCUUACGUCAUAGAGGCUGCUUGGCUGACUGCACAGAGAGAUAUACCUACCAGCGGCAAAGGAAUGCGCACUACGAUGACGAAGCUAAUCCACGCUUCGCAGUCACGGCAAAGCGAUCAGGUUGAAGCGGGAUCGAGCAGCUCCGCCACGUCUUCGGCGUGGACCAGCACUGUGCCGAACCAAGGUUGCGCAGAUCCUUCGACUAGCAGUACGACAACGAGCAACACAACAAGCAGCGGUGGCGGCACUAGUAGUAGCUACUAUACAGGACGCAGCGAGCCCGGCCCCAUGUACAGCGAGGCCAGCUACGACUCUGGCUGCAGGCGCCACAUCCACGCCCAUCGAAGCCUUCGUUCUCUACCCACCAAGCACCAAGAGCAUCAAAUGUACUGGGGGCCUUGCGUGCCCUUUGUCGUAACGGCUUUAAUGGUAGCGUUUCUGGUGCUCAUUUCCUUAGUCGCGAUGCCAUGGACCAGCCGUAUGAUUGCUUCGGUUUCCGCCGGCAGUUACUUCAGCGCCCACCACAAUCCCCAGAAAGCGAUGUCUCCUGUGCCCGGAGCAACUGCCCAGACACUGGUGCAGUCGAAAAUUUUGACUAAGGCCGGAAGUACGAACUUGCACGGGGUGGAGUCGACCAACAUCAUUAACGCCCGAAGCGACCCUAGCAAGACCGCGAACCCCACACCUGCGACCAAGCCCAAGGUUCUCAGACUAGCCAGGACCCAGGGUACCUGGCAGGGCAAGACAACAAAACCUGCAACUGUUCUCAAGACUCCGGCGGGCGAGUAUGACGACGCCGAGGCCGGCAAGAGCGAAGAGUACUUCUUAGCUUUUCCUUUCCAGUACCCGAAGCGUCCCAUGUGUGGUGACGUGUUCUACACAGUCUGCCAGCCGAGCUCCCAACGCGAAUUCCACUACCGUCGCUCGGGGAACGCUUGCGUCGAGACGGCUGCCGACGCCGUGCACACGUGCAACCGAGGCGCCAACAGGUUCGCCUCGCUGACCCACUGCCGCCAAAGCUGCACCCAAGCGGGGCGGCGGCCUGCCGGCGAAUGCUUCGGCAAGCCGCUAUUCACCAACUGUGCCAGGCAAGACGUGCUGUCCAGCUGGUGGUUCUUUGAGGGCCGCAAGUGCGUCCCCUGGAACUUCCCGUCGGGCGGAUGUCCCGCCAACGACAGCGCCGUCUUCCACACGGCCCAAGAAUGCAGGAAGCAGUGCAUGCCAGGAGGGCUCGGGGGUUCCCCGUGCCGCCCACCCAGAACGGUCACCUGCGAGAGCCAGCACCUCAAGUACCCGUUCUUUGCGGACCUGUCCAUGAGGGACGGCCACAUGCGGUGCCUGCGUUCAUCGCCCUAUGUGCUGCGAGGCCGCCGGUGCCUGACCGGUUCGAACCGGUUCCGCACCUUCGAAGCAUGCAAGCGCACGUGUAAGGAGACUGGAACGACCUGAACCGUGUGAUUCUGCUAUGCAGAUUAUUAUAUAGUCGAAUUUUCUGUGUAAUAUAGCUUCUUUUACGAUGCUCACGUUCUGACGCGAGCUGCAGGAAAAUAAGUAUCUUUGUUUUUGUUUCUUGUAUUCUGUUACCUUUUAUGCCUUCAAUAUUUUAUUCUUUCAUAUUUUAGACGGGGUGAAGUGCAGAAAUUAGUUUAGUACUCGAGCGGUCGUCAGCACCGGGUAUGUCUAUCCUUCCCAACGUAAUAUAAACAGAAACCAUAGGAUGUAGCAGCCUAUACAGAAUGCUACAUUUACAAUGUAGGCUCCCAGGUUUAAGAAAUACGGGCUCGAAGUCUGGGACUCAGCUCUCACCGGUGGCGCAUUCAUUCCUUUUACGUAUUCCCUUUCCUGGUGCCCUGGUUAUAAACGAUUAA
Molecule: messenger RNA, 2114 nt
Organism: Dermacentor andersoni
Lineage: Eukaryota; Metazoa; Arthropoda; Arachnida; Ixodida; Ixodidae
Molecular function (GO): serine-type endopeptidase inhibitor activity
Source: RefSeq, a predicted model, not a curated record